AUGGAUAAAUUAUCUUCUAAAACAAAGCGACAGUCAACAACAGUGGCAAGUAAGUGUAAAGUUUGUGGAGCUCCGGCUACAUAUUCAUAUUAUGGUGUUAUAUCAUGUCGUCCAUGCAAAAUAUUUUUCAAACGAAAUGCUAAACGAGAACAAGAAUCAUUAAAAUGCGAUCUUAAUGGACAUUGUCAAAUAAGUCUACUUAAUCGUCAUAUUUGUUCUUAUUGUCGACUUAAAAAAUGUUUUUCAAGUGGAAUGCAAGUCGAUAUGUUUCGAUCAUCCUAUUCAAAACAACACAAAACAAUUCGAACAAACGAAGAAUCGAAAAACUCGAUUGAAACUCAAUCAACAGCUUUAGUUAGAUUCAGACAACCUGAACAGUUUCCAACUUUAAAUCUUUUGCAAUCAGAUCAAUCAACAUUAACUGUUGAACAAUGGAAUCAUCUGUCGAAUUUAUCUCAUUGUUAUGAUGAACAUAGUGGUAUUUCAUCAGCUGUUCAUUAUAUGGAAGAACAAAAUAAUUUACCGAUUAAGUUUCGUUUUAAAUGUGAACCAUUAAAAAAAUUUAUUAGUGGGUUGAUGGAUAGAGCUCAAUUAUUAUACAAAAAUAAUCAAGAUUUUCUUUCCUUAAUUGAUGAUGAUCGUUCGAUAUUACUUCAUAAUACAAUUAAACAUGUGCGAGGUCUUAGUUCUCAUUUCAUUUAUCGUCAAAUUCAAUUAAUUAAUAAUCCUGUUUGUUUUCAAUCACUUGAAUUAAUUUUUGGACAAAAAACAAUAGCUACUGCUAAACGUGUCGAUGAUCUAAUUAAUUUUGAUGCUAUUAUUAUGAAACUUCUUUUAGCCAUUCUAGCUUUCUCAACAACGGAUUAUACAGUUUAUUCAAAUAUAAAUCAAAAUAAUCUUAAAAAUAUCAAGAAAGUUCUACAUUUUCAACAUGUAUAUAUUGACUUAGCAUGGCGAUAUUUGCUCUACAAAUAUAAUCAUCGUCAGGCUGUUAUCUGUUUUUCGAAUGUAUUGCGAUGUCUACUUAUGUUGCAUAAUACUAUUGUUCUUGCGUAUGAAGUUCAACAGUAUACAGAUGUAAUUAAUCCGCUGUUCAACAGACCGAACAAGUACUUCGUUUGA
Adineta steineri is the source of this 1122-nucleotide messenger RNA. Lineage: Eukaryota; Metazoa; Rotifera; Eurotatoria; Adinetida; Adinetidae. The record is from the annotation of a GenBank genome assembly.